AUUCAGCGCCCAUUCAGCGGACGCUCGCGGAAUUUUCGCCAUUCAAUUUUUGUAGCUGCUAAAAAAAAAAAAAAAAAAAAAACCUGAAUCGCGCCGUAAUUCAAGGGUUCAGAGCUAUCAGAAAUGAUCGAUAUGAUCGAUAAAGAGGACCCGGUCAUCAGUGAAGAGGAAGCGGCGCAGUAUGAUCGCCAGAUCCGGUUGUGGGGGCUCGAUGCCCAGAAGAGAUUACGAGGGUCCCGUGUGCUCCUGGCUGGUUUAGGUGGUCUCGGAGCUGAAGUGGCAAAGAACCUAAUCCUUGCUGGAGUUAAGGGGCUCACUUUGCUGGAUCAUGAACAGGUGUCGGAGGAGUCGUGUCGAGCUCAGUUCCUGGUUCCCGUGUCGGCUCGGGGCCAGAACCGGGCCCAGGCUUCCCUGGAGCGAGCGCAGAACCUCAACCCAAUGGUGGAGGUGCACGCUGACCCAGGCAGAGUUGAAGACAAACCGGACGACUUCUUCCUGCAGUUUGAUGCGGUUUGUCUGACAGGCUGCUCCAGAGACUUGAUGGUGCGAGUCGACCUGCUCUGCUCUCAGCACAACAUCAAGGUGUUCUGUGGAGACGUCUACGGUUUCUAUGGUUACAUGUUCUGCAACCUCGGACCGGAGCACAACUACGUCGAGGAAAAACCUAAAAUGAUGAAACCCUCGGCUGAUUCUACCGACGGUCCAGAGGCAAAAAGAGCUAAAAUCGAUCCCAACGAGACCAUCAUGGUGAAAAAGACGGCUAGUUUCUGCAGUCUGAAGGCGGCGCUGGAGGUGGACUGGACCGGCGAGAAGGCCAGAACCGCCCUGAAGAGAACGCCCGUGGACUACUUCCUGCUUCACGUUCUGUUGAAGUUUCGCACAGACAAAGGUCGCGACCCCGACCCAAAGUCCUUCACAGAAGACAGCCUUCUCCUGAGACAGAUCCGAGACGACGUCCUGGAGGCCCUGGCCCUGAGCAGCGACCUCCUUAACGACGACUUCAUCAGCUUCUGCUUCUCGGAGAUUUCUCCGGUCUGCGCCGUCGUCGGAGGCGUUCUCGGACAGGAAGUUGUCAAGGCUCUGUCCCAAAGAGACGCUCCUCAUCGCAACUUCUUCUUCUUCGACGGCCGUAAAGGAAACGGCGUGGUGGACUUCUUUGGACCCAACUGAAGGGCCUGGUUCUCCAGCGGAUAUUUAACACACUCUUGUUGGUUUUCGUUGUAUUUUUUUUUUUUACAUUUAUUAAUAAAACGAU
This is a messenger RNA of Nematolebias whitei (Rio pearlfish), 1255 nucleotides long. RefSeq names its product SUMO1 activating enzyme subunit 1 (gene sae1). Lineage: Eukaryota; Metazoa; Chordata; Actinopteri; Cyprinodontiformes; Rivulidae. Gene Ontology annotation, biological process: protein sumoylation. Gene Ontology annotation, cellular component: cytoplasm; SUMO activating enzyme complex. The transcript has 9 exons. Gene Ontology annotation, molecular function: SUMO activating enzyme activity. Bases 124 to 1170 code for a protein of 348 amino acids. The record is from RefSeq and is a predicted model, not a curated record.